AUGGCUUGGCGUUGCUCAGGUGACUCGAACCAGGAACUGGUCGACAACCUCUAUGAUGCUGGCUUGAUUAAAUCGCCCAUCGUCAAGGAUGCUUUCCUCAAGGUUGACCGUGCCGACUACGCACCGCACAACCCGUACAAAGACUGUCCUCAGUCCAUCGGCCACUCGGCCACAAUCUCGGCCCCGCAUAUGCAUGCGUCCGCGAUUGAGUAUUGUCUGGCGCACUUGAGUCCCGAUAAAGAGAGAAGGGUUCUUGAUAUCGGGAGCGGCUCGGGAUACUUGACGCACAUUCUGGCGGAGAUGGUAGGUGACAAGGGCACUGUAGUCGGGCUGGAGCAUAUCCGUGAGCUCAGAGACCUCGGCGAGCAUAAUGCGCAGAAGAGUGCUCGGGGUCGACAGCUGCUCGAGGCAGGGAGGAUCAAGUUUCGGCAUGGCGAUGGCCGAAAGGGGUGGGUGGAGGAUGGGAAGAGCGAUUGGGACGUUAUACACGUCGGUGCCUCGGCGAGGAUUCUGCAUGAGGAGCUAUUGGACCAGCUGAAAGCGCCAGGAUGCAUGUUUAUCCCCGUGGAUGAUGAGCAUGGCAUCGACCAGAGUGUUUGGCGCAUCGAGAAGGAUGCCAAGGGCGAAAUCACGAAGCAGCGACUGUUCGGUGUACGAUAUGUUCCAUUGACGGACCCUCCACGUGGAAGCUAA
This is a messenger RNA of Emericellopsis atlantica, 693 nucleotides long. Its product is annotated as protein-L-isoaspartate O-methyltransferase. Gene Ontology annotation, molecular function: protein-L-isoaspartate (D-aspartate) O-methyltransferase activity. Gene Ontology annotation, biological process: protein modification process. The coding region runs from base 1 to 693 and encodes 230 amino acids. Gene Ontology annotation, cellular component: cytoplasm. The record is from RefSeq and is a predicted model, not a curated record. The transcript is spliced from 2 exons. NCBI's taxonomy places the organism in Eukaryota, Fungi, Ascomycota, Sordariomycetes, Hypocreales, Bionectriaceae.